AUGGAUAGUCAACUGCAACAAGUGGAGUCUAACGCCCCAGUAAUCAAUAGAGCAUCUAGGCUUUGUAUUGAAUGCGAACACAAUGGCAGCCCAAUUGCCAGGAAAGAAGUUGAGAGAUCUUCGACUCAGCAUACAGCAAGUAUUGAGCAAUCCCAUGGAAUCGUCUCGUAUAAUUCACAGUUUGACUAUGAAGAUAGAAGCAGCCACAUUUGCACUUGUACCAGCUCGUCUGUACGCUCAGCAUUUGAUGAAAAUGAAGAACCAGAGUGUGAACUCAUGGAGAGAUUGGCACAAGAUACAGGUAAUACCAAAGGAAUGCAUCGAGGAGUUACGUUGGUGGAAAAACAAUCUACAUCUACGGAAUGGGAAACGUAUACUAGCACAAACACCACAGCAGACCAUAUACGUAGAUGCCAGCAACACGGGUUGGUGAUGCAACAUGAAACUAAAACAUUAGCAGAGCAGAACCGCAUUCGGACAUUGGACGUACCAGGAAGCCAGUAUGUCAAUCAACUGGUGGGAGUUGAAAGCGGCGUUUCUUGCUUUAAAAACAUUUCCGCAACUGAACAACACGAGGAUUCUGAUAUGAACAGACAAUACAACAUCGGUGGCCAAAUGAACAAGCAAGAGGGUGUUGUAUGCGAGCUGUAA
This is a messenger RNA of Mucor mucedo, 651 nucleotides long. RefSeq lists its product as uncharacterized. The transcript has a single exon. The coding region runs from base 1 to 651 and encodes 216 amino acids. The record is from RefSeq and is a predicted model, not a curated record. NCBI's taxonomy places the organism in Eukaryota, Fungi, Mucoromycota, Mucoromycetes, Mucorales, Mucoraceae.